GGUCUACAGUGCGUUAUUUUAACCACGCCCCCCUUUCCGGGUUCAUUCAUGCUCCCUUGAGCCGCUAUCGCAGUGCCUGCUGCUCUCUUCCAGGUCUGUCAGCCUUUUACUUCAGCGUGUGAGCUUCAGCUUAGAGCCGGCCAUGCCUGGGAUUCUGCUAGGAGAAGUGUUCCCAAACUUUGAGGCGGAUACGACCUCCGGAAGGAUUAAAUUUCACGAUUUUCUGGGCGACUCGUGGGGCAUCUUGUUUUCCCACCCGGCGGAUUACACUCCCGUCUGCACCACUGAGCUCUCGCGCGCCGCCAAGCUCACCGAUGAGUUCAAGAAGCGCGGGGUGAAGAUGAUCGCCCUGUCCAUCGACAGCAUUGAGGAUCACAAGAAAUGGAGCAAGGAUGUGAUGGCGUAUGGCAACGACGCCGGCACCCCUCUGCCUUUCCCCAUCAUCGCCGAUGACAAGCGAGAACUGUCGGUCCAGCUGGGCAUGCUGGACCCCGACGAAAGGAACAAGGAUGGACUACCCCUGACUGCUCGCUGCGUGUUUGUGAUCGGCCCGGACAAGAAGCUGAAGCUGUCCAUCCUCUACCCUGCCACCACCGGGAGGAACUUUGACGAGAUCCUCAGAGCCAUCGACUCUCUGCAGCUGACGGCGCAGAAGAAGGUGGCCACGCCCGUCGACUGGAAGCCUGGUGAGAAAGUCAUGGUCAUUCCUUCACUUCCCGAUUCCGAAGCUUCCGCUCUCUUCCCCAACGGAGUAACAACCAAAGAGAUGCCUUCUGGGAAAAAAUACCUGCGCUACACUCAGAUCUGAAGACCAAGAAAUGCAAACCAAAUUAAAAAAUAUACAUCGCUGCUUCAUGCAAAGCUUUUUCAUGCAUAUCUGUUACUCAUUUCUUCAUGUAGACAUUUAGAGGUUAUGCUAUGACCAACCACUAGAUGUCCUCCUCCAACUUUCAAACAUAAAGCUUUUAUUCUGUCGCGGAAGAGCUGUCCUCUGCCAGUAGAUGGCGCUAAGCGUACACGCUACCUCCCACAUGGAAUAGAAACAUCCUAUUGUUGGAGUGAAAGAAGCUGU
Gambusia affinis (western mosquitofish) is the source of this 1072-nucleotide messenger RNA. It is a transcript of the gene prdx6, whose product is annotated as peroxiredoxin 6. The transcript has 5 exons. The record is from RefSeq and is a predicted model, not a curated record. The coding region runs from base 143 to 808 and encodes 221 amino acids. Gene Ontology annotation, cellular component: mitochondrion; cytosol. Lineage: Eukaryota; Metazoa; Chordata; Actinopteri; Cyprinodontiformes; Poeciliidae. Gene Ontology annotation, biological process: cell redox homeostasis; cellular oxidant detoxification. Gene Ontology annotation, molecular function: peroxiredoxin activity.